AUGAAAGAUAGCGUUUCUAACCCACUUCUAUUUUGGUGUAUUGAACAAACAAAAAAUUACUCUUUCGUUAACAUCACAAAUUUCACAACAUCAUGGAAAGAUGGAAUAGCAUUUUGUGCUUUACUCCAUAAAUAUUUUCCUGACCUCAUAGAAAUUUCUACACUGAAAGCUGAAAAUGCCGUCAAAAAUCUCGAACUAGCAUUUUUUGUUGCGGAAACUAAAUUAGAUGUCCCAGUGCUUAUAAAUCCACAGUCUUUGGUAUCUGAGGGUAGUGUAGAUAAAGAGCUGGUUGUAGAUUACAUCUCAAAGCUGUACAAAGCAGUAACUUGUAAAUGUCAGGAACAAAUGUGGUCGAAUACAUCUGUUGAUAAGCAGCUAUCACUAUUGUAUGAUGAAGAAGUGGCUCUUCCUCUGUGCUGUUUGUGUGGGCAAAGCAUUUUUCGUUUGGAAGAAUUGACUGUUUUCAAUAAGAAGUACCAUCGUAGUUGCUAUCGGGAAAAUCAACUGAAUACCUUGAAGAGCGAAACCGGACCCUUAAAGUCUCGAUUGAAUAUGAGAACUUAA
Trichobilharzia regenti is the source of this 564-nucleotide messenger RNA. NCBI's taxonomy places the organism in Eukaryota, Metazoa, Platyhelminthes, Trematoda, Strigeidida, Schistosomatidae. The record is from the annotation of a GenBank genome assembly.